Messenger RNA from Balaenoptera ricei (Rice's whale), 2303 nucleotides. It is a transcript of the gene ALDH9A1, whose product is annotated as aldehyde dehydrogenase 9 family member A1. Bases 93 to 1649 code for a protein of 518 amino acids. The transcript is spliced from 11 exons. The record is from RefSeq and is a predicted model, not a curated record. Lineage: Eukaryota; Metazoa; Chordata; Mammalia; Artiodactyla; Balaenopteridae. Gene Ontology annotation, molecular function: aminobutyraldehyde dehydrogenase (NAD+) activity; 4-trimethylammoniobutyraldehyde dehydrogenase (NAD+) activity.
UAGCUCUGCCUCCCCGCGGCCCCGCCCCUCCCGCGGCGCCCGCCCCUCGCCCCCUCCCAUUAACCUAGGGCACGACACCGCGCCAGUCCCCCAUGUUCCUGCGAGCGGGUCUGGCCGGGCUGUCUCCGCUUCGCCACACUCUCCGGCCUGCUCUGGUCGCCGCCAUGAGCACUGGCACCUUCGUCGUGUCUCAGCCGCUCAAUUACCGCGGCGGGGCCCGCGUGGAUCCGGUGGACGCCUCCGGCACCGAGAAGGCGUUCGAGCCAGCAACCGGGCGAGUGAUAGCUACUUUCACUUGUUCAGGAGAAAAGGAAGUAAAUUUAGCUGUUCAAGAUGCAAAGGCUGCCUUUAAAAUAUGGAGUCAAAAAUCUGGCAUGGAACGUUGCCGAAUCCUUUUGGAGGCUGCCAGGAUAAUAAGGGAUCGGAAGGAUGAAAUCGCCACUGUGGAGACCAUCAACAACGGCAAGUCCAUCUUUGAGGCCCGCUGGGACAUUGACACUUCCUGGCAGUGCCUGGAGUACUAUGCAGGCUUAGCGGGAUCCAUGGCCGGCGAACACAUCCAGCUCCCCGGCGGAUCCUUUGGUUACACCAGAAGGGAACCACUAGGGGUGUGUGUCGGAAUAGGAGCGUGGAACUACCCCUUUCAGAUCGCCUGCUGGAAGUCGGCUCCAGCUCUGGCUUGUGGUAAUGCCAUGGUCUUUAAACCUUCUCCCUUCACACCUGUGUCCACACUGCUGCUGGCUGAAGUCUAUACUGAGGCCGGCGUGCCUCCUGGGCUCUUCAACGUGGUGCAAGGAGGGGCUGCCACAGGCCAGUUUCUGUGUCAGCAUCGCGAUGUGGCCAAAGUCUCCUUCACCGGAAGUGUGCCCACUGGCUCAAAGAUCAUGGAGAUGUCAGCUAAAGGAAUUAAACCUGUUACCUUGGAACUUGGAGGCAAGUCUCCACUGAUCAUCUUCUCAGAUUGUGAUAUGAAGAAUGCUGUGAAGGGGGCACUGAUGGCCAACUUCCUCACGCAAGGCGAGGUUUGUUGUAAUGGUACAAGGGUAUUUGUGCAAAAGGAAAUUCUUGAUCAAUUUACAGAGGAAGUGGUGAAACAGACCCAAAGGAUAAAAAUUGGAGAUCCCCUCCUGGAAGAUACAAGGAUGGGUCCCCUGAUCAACCGACCACAUCUGGAGCGAGUCCUUGGGUUUGUUAAAGUGGCAAAGGAGCAGGGUGCUAAAGUAUUAUGUGGUGGAGACCUCUACGUACCUGAAGAUCCCAAAUUAAAGGAUGGGUAUUACAUGAGACCUUGUGUGUUAGCUAAUUGUAGAGAUGACAUGACCUGUGUGAAAGAAGAGAUCUUUGGACCGGUUAUGUCCAUUUUAUCAUUUGACACUGAAGCUGAGGUUCUGGAAAGAGCCAAUGAUACCACUUUCGGACUAGCAGCUGGUGUCUUCACCAGGGACAUCCAGCGUGCCCACAGAGUGGUGGCUGAGCUUCAGGCUGGAAUGUGCUUCAUUAACAACUAUAAUGUCAGCCCAGUGGAGUUGCCCUUUGGUGGAUAUAAGAAGUCAGGGUUUGGCAGAGAGAAUGGCCGUGUGACAAUUGAAUAUUAUUCACAACUAAAGACUGUGUGCGUGGAGAUGGGUGACGUGGAGUCUGCUUUUUGAAAAAGUGCAGUGAAGCCAGUGAACACGGCCAGGCCUGGGAAUAACGAGAACCAGCUCUCUUGACCGCGGCCGUGCAGCCACCUACCAGUUUAGAUCCAGAAUGUUGGCCAUUCAGGAUAAGAGAAUGGUUCAGUGUUACUCUCCAUCGCUCAAUCAAUUUCCUAAGUGAAAAUGUGCGUAAGUGCCUUUUAGAUGCUAAUCAAGAAAGCUGUGAUUUUCCUUAAAGCAAAUUUCUCUGAAAUCUUUGAGAGCCACUAGCACACUACUGGAGAACAGGGGGCGGGAACAGGAUUGUUCUUCCACAGAGCCGACCCACUGACAGGUUCAUUCUCUAGCUUGCUUUAAAGAACCCGUGCCUUUACAGGUUCCUGGGGGAAUCAGCAGAGAUUUCUGCUCCUUGACAUUUUUAAAGACAUGGCCCCUUGUCAUUCCAUUCAGAAGGCUGGCAGUCGGGAGAGAGGGCUUGGCUAAUAGACGGGUCAGUUUGAUGUGAAUGCUGACUGGCCAGAGCCAGUGCUGCGAGGAUGGGGGAAACCGGCUCCAGUCCUUGAGUUACAGCUUGCUCUCUUAUGACAGAAGAGUUUCCAUUUAAACGUAGAGAUUAUUUGUAAUCCACUGCAGUAUACUGAAACUAAAUAAAUCACACCGUCAGUC